Messenger RNA from Zymoseptoria tritici IPO323, 1224 nucleotides. RefSeq lists its product as uncharacterized. Lineage: Eukaryota; Fungi; Ascomycota; Dothideomycetes; Mycosphaerellales; Mycosphaerellaceae. Gene Ontology annotation, molecular function: DNA binding; oxidized pyrimidine nucleobase lesion DNA N-glycosylase activity; DNA-(apurinic or apyrimidinic site) endonuclease activity. The transcript is spliced from 2 exons. Gene Ontology annotation, biological process: base-excision repair; nucleotide-excision repair; base-excision repair, AP site formation. Gene Ontology annotation, cellular component: nucleus. The coding region runs from base 1 to 1224 and encodes 407 amino acids. The record is from RefSeq and is a predicted model, not a curated record.
AUGCGAGCAGCACGGAUCACUCGCGACACAGCUCGAGUAGCAAAGAAACCCUCACCACCACCCAAAACCUCCCGACCUCGACGAUCACUACGAGAAUUCGCCUACAACGAUGAUGAAACGAACGAAGACUCCCCUACUCCCUCCGAGGCAGCCAGCGACUUCUCCAGCCCUCCCUCAAGUCCAGACGAAGCAUCUCCCGAACCGACAUCCACACCCGCCUCAAGCAAGAAACGAAAGCACGAAUCGAUUCAACCUGCUUCAACCCGCAAGUCACCUCGAAAGGCUCCGAAGAAAGAGACGCCUACCAAAGCUAUCAAGCAUGAAUACGACCCGAAUGUCAAGAUACAUCCUCCACCAGACUGGGAGACCAUUUGGUCACACAUCGCAACGAUGCGUUCCCUAAACCCUGCGCCAGUCGACAGCAUGGGCUGCGAGAACCUUGCAGAAGAGACACGCUCCCCACUCGAUCGAAGACUACAGACACUGAUCGCGUUGAUGCUAUCGUCUCAGACGAAAGAUCCCGUCACGGCGGCUGCAAUGAAGAAUCUACAAGACAAUUUGAAAGGAGGCUUCAACCUCGAAGGACUGCUGAACGUGGAACCGGACGUAUUGAACAACCUGAUCGCAAAGGUGGGCUUCCACAAUAACAAGACGAAGUACAUCAAAGCGACGGCGGAGCUGUUGAGAGAUAAGUGGAAUGGAGACAUUCCCGAGACGAUCGAGGGAUUGGUGUCGCUACCGGGCGUGGGACCGAAGAUGGCGUACUUGACCAUGUCGUCGGCCUGGGGUAGGGAUGAGGGCAUCGGAGUUGAUGUACACGUUCAUCGCAUUUCAAAUCUACUGGGCUGGCACAAGACAAAUACCCCUGAACAAACCCGUGCGGCGUUGGAGUCCUGGUUGCCUAAAGACAGAUGGCACUCGAUCAACCAUCUCCUCGUCGGGUUUGGUCAAAUGAUCUGCUUACCAGUGGGACGAAGAUGCGGUGACUGCGAUCUCAACACGCAUAACUUGUGCCCGAGCGCUGUGUCGAGCAGUCCGAGGAAGAAGCACAUUGCGAAAAAAGAGAUCGAUCUGAAGGUCGGGACUGGUGAGGUCGUCAAGACGGAGGAGGUAGUGGUAGAUCAAGACGAUGUGGAGACUACGGUCGAGAUCAAGUCGGAGGAGAUUGGGAAUGUUGCGUUGAACGGCAUUCCGGAUAUCGAAGAUAUUGGGAGAAGCGCAUAA